Molecule: messenger RNA, 4447 nt
Organism: Oncorhynchus kisutch (coho salmon)
Lineage: Eukaryota; Metazoa; Chordata; Actinopteri; Salmoniformes; Salmonidae
Product: trichohyalin
Exons: 22
Coding region: 463-4296 (1277 amino acids)
Source: RefSeq, a predicted model, not a curated record
CGAGAGGGAGAGCGCGAGCUGUCUACGGUAAUGUGCCAUACGCCCUCUCCGCCCCUGCUGCUCGAGAGACAGGUGGUCGGGACACAUGCCUUCAUCCUCGAGCGCUCCCCGGUUAAAAUAAGAAAACAAAUCGGUUGACAGACAGCGGUGGGACUGCUGGCGUGAGGCAAGCGCGUCCCCGAUGGAAUUGGAGCCGGUGACCUCCGCGCAGCGAGCACUGGGCAGAGGAGAGAGAGGGGAAAGCAAGUUGGCGAGAGAACCUCACCGAUUUACGUUUCUCAUCAUGACUAUUGCGCUGGCUGCUUUUCCGCCGCAGCGGAGGGGAUUGUUAUUCACUUACAGAAGGAAGAAACACACACACCUCUGAGGCAAACCGGAGAGAGAGAGCAUUACCGGGAAUUUCCUUUUGUUCCAUUAUUCAUUUGGAUCCUAAUAGCUGGUGGAAGUUGUCUCGUGGGGAUUAUGAUGGCUUCGGGUGCUGGUAAAGCCCCGCAGCCCCCAGGGCCAGGCUCCGGUAGCCUUAACGGGACUGCAGCAGACUUACCGAACAUAGAGCAGGAGCUGUAUGACUAUCAGAUGCAUGGCAAGAUGUGCAAGAAGAUAGCUCAGCUAACCAAGGUGAUCUAUUCUCUGAACACUAAGAACGAAGAGCAGGAGGCGGCCCUUCAGGCCGUCAGCCACGCCCACCAGGAAGAGCUGAGGCGGGUAACCACGGGGACGUGUACCGAGGGGGAGGAGUCGGUAGUGCUUAGGACACGCCUCUCGGAGCUGCAGGAAACUCUAGCUCAGGUUCAGGUAGACUUUGAGAGCUACCGUGUCCAGGCAGAGGAGAGGGAUCGUGGGGUAGAGGCAGAGCUAAGGAGGGACUAUGAGGAAAAGCUCCAGGUUCUGGGGUUGGAGAGACAGGAGACCCAGGCCCAACUCAACACGGCCCACGACGAGAGUCUUCGACUGGGGAGAGAGCUGGAGACGGCUGGGGAGGCUGCGCAGUGCCUGGAGGUUCAAUGUGAUGAACUACGGAGGAAAGGAGAAGAGCGAGGGAAAGGGAAGGAGGAGGAGAUGGAGAGAAUGCGACUCCUCUCGGAGGAGGUGAAGACUCUGAGGAAAGGGAAGGAGCGAGCAGAGGAAGAGAGGGAGAGAGAGGUGACAGAGGAGAAGGAGGAGUUGAAGAGGAGCAUGGAGGAGGAGUUGAAGAGGAGCAUGGAGGAGGCGCGCAGGGAGGAGAGACGGCAGUGGGAGGAGAGAGAGGAGGAGGAGAAGAGAGGGAUGAGUACAGUACUGAGAGAGAGAGUGAGGAAGGCGGAGGGAGAGAUGGAGGGCAGUCUGCAGCGACUCAACGAGAGCAAGAGACACGCUGCCAAACUACAGGACAGAAUACAGGACCUGGAGGAGGAGUUGGAGUCGGGGAGGAGGCGUGUCUCGGGGGCAGAGGGUGGGGCUAAGAGGGCAUGGGAGGAGUUAGUCGUGGCCAAAGAGAGACUACUGCUGCAGGAGGAGGAGCUGCAGAGCAAAUCAGAGGAGCUGCUGAGUCGUGGUGUGUGUGAGGGGUGUGUGUGUGUGAACGUGGAGGAGUUGAAAGGUCAGGUGAACAAACUGCAGAGCAGGAACAGAGAGCUGGAGUUGCAGAGCAGUGGGAGAAACAACGACUACGCCAGACAGCAUGCGGAGGCCCUGGCUAGUCUGCGUUCUGAGAUGGUGAGGGCUCAGUCAGAGGAGCUCCGGAGAGAACGGAAACACGCAGAAGUGGAAAAGGGACAAAUGCAAAAAGAGAUGGAGGAAGAGAAAGACAGACUGCUGAAAGAGAGAGAAGAAGAGAGAGACAGACUGCAGAAAGAGGGAGAAGAACUGCAGAAAGAGAGAGAAGAAGAGAGAGAACGCCUGCAGAAAGAAAGAGAAGAAGAGAGAGAACGCCUGCAGAAAGAGAUAGAAGAGGUGAAAGGAAGAGUGACAACACAGAUGGAAGGAAACACGGAGCUCGUGGAGGAGCAGAGAGAGAGUCUGAACCAGGAGAAGAAGAGAUUGAAGGAGCAGGCGGACGAGGAAAGGAGGAGAUUGAAGGAGCAAGUGAAGAAGGCGAUAGAAGAGGUGAUGAGGAAACAUGCAGCUGAGCUCCACAACGCCCAGGAAGCACUGAGGACAAACCAAGAGGUGUGUGUACGUGUGCAGGAGGACAGGAGGAGUGGUGAAGAGGUGUGUCGAAGGCUGGAGACUGAGAGGGAGGAGCUUAGAGACCAGCUGCAGCAAGCAACCAAUCAGAUCUGGCGUUUGGAAGGAGUCAUUCAGCAGCAAAGUCAGGGGGGUGUGGCCUCUGAAACUCCUCCCACCUGCGGAAUCCACUGUUCCCACCUCCGAGAGGAUCUACAGCACAUACAGGAAGAGAUGGAUCGACAGAGAGAGAGUUACCAGAGGGAGAUGACAGGUCUGAGAACAGACAAACAGAGACUGGAGGAGAAGGUUCUAGAGCUCAACCAACAGACCCAAGAGAACACAGACAGAAACGUUCUAGAACACAACCAAGAGAACACAGACAGAAACGUUCUAGAACACAACCAAGAGAACACUGACAGAAACGUUCCAGAACACAACCAAGAGAACACUGAAAGAAACGUUCCAGAACACAACCAAGAGAACACUGACGAGAGAAUCCGGUCAGAGUGUGAGGAGCGCCUGAGGGCGGAGCUUAAGGCGGAGCUUGAUGCGGCUGUUGCCACGAGCAACCAGAGAGAGCAGGAGCUGCAGACUCAACUAGCCGAUCUCCAAUCACAGGUGGAGAGGAAGGCGGGGCCAAUAGAGGGUGACCAUGACGACAGUGAGAUUGACAGGCUGCGGAGGGAGGUGCAGGAGACCAGAGACAUGAACCAGAGACUGAGAGAGCAGCUGAAGGAGGAACCACAGAGACACACGGCGGCGUUGCAGGCUCUGGAGAGACGAGCUCAGGAGGAACUGCAGACCGAGAGGAACAGACUACACACACUACACCUGUUACAGCUAGAUAAGCAGGGUACAGAGCUGAGCCAGCAGUACACAGAGUGGAGUAGACAGUUGACCCAGAGACACAUGAAACACAUUGAAGACCUGCAGACGGAACUACACACACACACAGAGAUGAUGGCCCUGCAACAGGACUUGAAGCAGCAGAAUCAGUACCAGGUGUUUGAGCGUCAGCUGGAUGAGAGUCGCUGUGCUGUUCUGGAACUACAGAGGGAAAACACUGUACUGAGGUCGGGAGAGGAGGCGAUGGGAAGAGAAAGAGAGCAGAAGGAGAGAGAGGAGGAAGCCCAACGACUGAGAGUGGAGGUGGACAGACUGAGAGAAGAGGUGGAGAAACUGGAAGAGGCUCAGAAACAACGGGAGGAACAGAGAGAAGAAGAGAUGAGAGAAGAGGAGGCGCGAAGAGAGAUGGAGGAGAAGAGGAGGGAUGAGGAGAAGAGGACGGAGGAGGAGAACAGGAUGGACGAGGAGAAGAGAAGGAAGGCGGAGGAGGAGGAGAAGAGGAGGAAGGAGGAGGAGGAGGAGGAGAGGAGAGAGGAAGUGAAGAGAGAGCACAGGAGAGCGAUGCAGAGUCUGGUGUGUGAAUACAGCAGCUGUCAGGCAGAGCUACAGACUCGCAUAGUGGCCCUGGAGACAGAGUUGCGGGAGCGUGAGGAGAGGUGCAGGAGGAGGGAGGUUCCUCUCUGUGAUGAUCUCCAGAUGGGGAGACUACAGGAGAGACUCACUGAGAGGAACCAGCUCAUCAAACGCCUGGUGGAGGAACGACAUCAGCUGCAGCUUCAUCCUCCGGUUGCCGGGGACAACGGAACCCUCAGGCUCCAUGACAACAGGCCACACCCCGGGAUCGUUACACCAACUAUGAGGAGGAAGCGUGUGGAGGAGUCUCCGCCCCGCGUCACCAGCGUUCCAAACCUCAGCGCCUAUGAGAGGAGCGUCCUCCUCCCCCACGACACCCCCUCCCCCUGCCUCCCCCAACAUCCCUCCCCCUCCUCCUCUCUCCCCCGUUCCUCCCUCCCCCGUACUCCCAGGUCUCCCAGUUUGGAUCCCAGCGGUCGCGGCCCUCUCUCUCGUACCCCCACUCCUCUCCCCCCUGCUCCCACCACCCCCCUCCCCCUCUGUCCAUCCUCCCUCCCCGAGCCUCGACACGGGAUUCGACACGUCACCUCACCCUCGCAGGAGCUCCGCCCACACCUGAACAGCCAGUCAACCAGGAGCCCAUAUUUGGAGCAGAGGGGGAGUGGCCAGGGGGCAGAGGGGCGGGACCCUCAGAGGCAGGAUUGGUACACAAAGUACUUCUCCUUCUGAACACACACCCCACACCACACACAGGUGACCUCUACACACCCGUACAACACACUCAGCUUUAAACAAACACCUGACAGACCAAAACUAUGUUCAAUGCAAAUGUUAUAAAAUUAUAAUCUAUAAUGUGGAAUAAAAUAUUUUAUUGAUAUCU